AUGUAUGUUACAACUAAUUCCUAUUCAAUCUUCUACAUAAGUAUUCCGAUAUACACUAGAUCCAUCUACUCUGAACACACCGGGCACCUCUAUCCUAUCCGAUUCUCCAGUAGAUUCGGCUACUCUUGCCCGAGAAAUAAGUGUCCAAGGCAACUUUCCCCAAGAAAAAAUCCGAAUCAGUUCGGUUUCUUCGCCAGCCUCCCGCAUCUGACAACUGAAAUCAUCCCUUUGACCAUUGAGGAACUCGCCUAUGCUAUAGACACACUCCCUGCUGGCGGGAUAUCACAUUGUACGCUCAGUAUAGUGGAACGGGGUACCUCGGUCAUCCGGCUUUUGCGUUGCUUUGAGAAGAACUGA
Penicillium digitatum Pd1 is the source of this 357-nucleotide messenger RNA. The record is from RefSeq and is a predicted model, not a curated record. NCBI's taxonomy places the organism in Eukaryota, Fungi, Ascomycota, Eurotiomycetes, Eurotiales, Aspergillaceae.